AUGUUGGUGUCACUCAUAAUAUGCUGGUAUGCUGUAGACAGUGGUGUAGCUAGUGAAGCUAGUGAAACUGGUGAAGCUAGUGAAGCUAGUGAAGCUGGUGAAGCUAGUGAAACUGGUGAAGCUGCUAGUGAAGCUAGUGAAACUGGUGAAGCUACUGGUGAAGCUGGCGAAGCUAGUGAAACUGGUGAAGCUAGCGAAGCUAGUGAAGCUGGUGAAGCUAGUGAAACUGGUGAAGCUGGUAAAGCUAGUGAAGCUAGUGAAACUGGUGAAGCUAGUGAAGCUGGUGAAGCUAUCGAAGCUGAUGAAGCUACUGGUGAAGCUAAUGAAGCUAGUAAGGCUGGUAAAGCUAGCGAAGCUGGUGAAGCUAGUGAAGUUGGUGGAGCUGGUAAAGCUAGUGAAGCUGGUGAAGCUAGUGAAACUGGUGAAGCUAGCGAAGCUACUGGUGAAGCUAGCGAAGCUGGUGAAGCUAGUGAAGCUAGUAAGGCUGGUAAAGCUAGCGAAGCUGGUGAAGCUGGUGAAGCCGUUGAAGCUGGUGAAGCUAGUAAAGCUGGUCGGGCUAGUGAAGCUGGCGAGGCUAGUGAAGCUGGUAAAGCUAGUGAAGCCAGUGAAGCUAGUGAAACUGGUGAAGCUAGCGAAGCUACUGGUGAAGCUAGCGAAGCUGGUGAAGCUAGUAAGGCUGGUAAAGCUAGCGAAGCUGGUGAAGCCGUUGAAGCUGGUGAAGCUAGUAAAGCUGGUCGGGCUAGUGAAGCUGGCGAGGCUAGUGAAGCUGCUGGCGAAGCUAGCAUAGCUGGUGAAGCUGGUGAAGCUAGCAAAGCUGCUGAAGCUAGUGAAGCUGGUGAAGCAGUGAAGCUGGUGAAGCUAGUAAGGCUGGUAAAGCUAGCGAAGCUGUAG
This is a messenger RNA of Nematostella vectensis (starlet sea anemone), 891 nucleotides long. Its product is annotated as paraneoplastic antigen Ma6E-like. Lineage: Eukaryota; Metazoa; Cnidaria; Anthozoa; Actiniaria; Edwardsiidae. The transcript is spliced from 3 exons. Bases 1 to 891 code for a protein of 296 amino acids. The record is from RefSeq and is a predicted model, not a curated record.